Messenger RNA from Aspergillus chevalieri, 219 nucleotides. RefSeq lists its product as uncharacterized. NCBI's taxonomy places the organism in Eukaryota, Fungi, Ascomycota, Eurotiomycetes, Eurotiales, Aspergillaceae. Bases 1 to 219 code for a protein of 72 amino acids. The record is from RefSeq and is a predicted model, not a curated record. The transcript has a single exon.
AUGCACAUGAUUGACGGGUAUAUCGGAACAUCAUGGUGGUGCUGGGGUGAUUUAGAAAGUGAUCUCAAGGAUAAACCCUUCCAUGCAUGGCAGAAGGGAAUCAACUUUCUCGAUGCUCCAUUCCCUGCAGAUCCGGACAACUGGGCUUUGGGUGAGGAUCCAUCUGAGUUGAAAUUCGAGGAUCGUUCGGGCUGGGUUGAGUUUGAGGUUGUUGAAUGA